Molecule: messenger RNA, 3156 nt
Organism: Pseudozyma hubeiensis SY62
Lineage: Eukaryota; Fungi; Basidiomycota; Ustilaginomycetes; Ustilaginales; Ustilaginaceae
Exons: 1
Coding region: 1-3156 (1051 amino acids)
Biological process (GO): regulation of DNA-templated transcription
Molecular function (GO): sequence-specific DNA binding; zinc ion binding
Source: RefSeq, a predicted model, not a curated record
AUGACAGUAGACAUGGCCGACGACAUGCUCGUCGAUUCGGCUUCAGACUCGGCAGCAGAGCAAAUCUCCUCAAAGGAUUUGGUUGACCAUGAGCAGACAACACGGGACAUUCAUCAAAGACCAUCAACGCCUCCGCUGCCCAGUGCCGACGACGAGAUGGCAUCAAUCCAAAUACCCGACGAGGCUGCCUUAGCGGCUGCAGCUGCUGCUGCCAUGGCUGCCGCAGCACACGCUUCAGAGGGGCUCGAACGACAACAGCAGCAGCAGCAGCAGCAGCACACGCUUCACGACGGUGCAGAUAGGACGGACGAUCUCGACUCGUAUCUUGUCGCCGCUGCCGCUGCCUCUGUCCAUGCUCAGCAACAGCAGAUCAGCCAUGCUUCAGAAGAGGACUUGUUGCGAGGCAGCUCAAAUCCUGCAACCACACCACUCACGACGCAAACGCAUAUCAACGGCACUUCUGCAGACACAUCUGUCAUGACCGGAGCUCGAGCUGCCCUUCACGACCAGUGCCGCAGAUACUCCGAUGACCAAACGCCGUUUCCUCUAAGUAUUGGCAAGCGGACACUCGCAGGGCGCCCUGCAUCCUCACGAGAUAGUGUUCCUCCUCAGCUUGAACCACGAGUGGAGCUUGGCAAAACUCGAUGUUACUGGGCCUUGCUGUCAGCAGAUUAUUCCAAGGGAAACGGCCCAACAGGAGACAAGCUCCAGUUCGUGUAUCUCGAUCCCGUCCUGCAACAACACUUGGACCAACAAUCGGCUUCGAUGGUCGGUUCUGACUUCUACGACUACGUUCACCCGGAAGAGCGCGACCGCGUGAUUGACGACAUGCAGAGGAUUGUCGAGAGUCGCACUCUGUUCGGCAGCGUCACGCGUUGCCGCUAUUCACGCAUCCCGCACAUUCGCGAGCUGCUCGGUGCCAUCAACCCUCCUCGGGAUCCUGAGGCGGACCGGUAUGUCGAGGACGACAGCUUCGUGGCGAUUGACAUCAUCAUCAAUUGGAUCGGCGAUGGAAUGUUGCUUUGCUUCUUCCACGCCAUCAUCGACAAGGCAGCCGAGGACAACGACGAGCAGAACAAGUCCGACUGGACGAAUUGGUGCGGCACCCCAACGGGCAGCUUUACGCAGCACCAGUGCGAUACCAUCUGGAAGCAGGUCAAGGCUACGCCGAGGGAAGCCUUCUCUGCCUCUGGACCCGAUCACGUUUUCCAGGUCAUCGAGGCAGGCGAGGAUAGCAAGGUGCUGCUAAGUUGGCCGCCUCCUCGCCUUUUCUCGUCUGACGUCGACGCCGAUGUGUUGGCACGGUCAGAUACCACCGCCUUCGAGGACGGAUCCUACUUUGCCGAUGAUUUUGCGCGUCUCGCACGAGGCGUCUCGAUCGCACCCGGCUCUUCCUCAUUGUCGGACGCCAACACCAGCUGCACACGGCGCUUCCGCGCCAAGCACACCUUGACUACAGAGGGUAAAGUUCGCAGCAUCGAGAGCGUUCUCAUUCCUUACGGCGGUGUCAUUUUAGCUUGCUUUCACACCACAUUUCAGCAAGCACUGCCGCCGCCAGACUCCGAGCUCGUAUCGCAAGCGCAGACAGAAAGACGCAAGGCAGAAGAUGCAGGAGCUGGUCAUUCUCCGAGUAAAAGGCAGCGAACGGAGAACGAGGGUGUGUCGGAAGGACCGGCAAACGCUGGUUCCAACCUCAGCAAGCUCCCGACACAUACCCAGCCCAAGACGGUCGCACCAGUUCCGUCCUCGGCAGCAUCACCGACGGCAAAGCCGCAAGAUCGCUUCUAUGCGUUACACGAUGGCCAUGCAGGGCAGUCCAACGGUCAUUCCUCCAAGGCGGCCAACGGGAACACGCCUCGCCCGGCCGUCUCCCAGCAUCAAAGACCUGCGAUCAAGUCCGAAGGCGGCGGGAUCAAUCUGUACACCAAUGCGCCUGUCAAGGCGCCUGCCACACCGACCAACACCGUUCGACCGGCACCCGAGCGUAAGAGCAGCACGCCUGUACAGAAAGCAGCAAACGGACACGCAAAUGGUGUCUCCCCUGCCUCGCCUUCUGCUGCACCUACCGGCGACUAUGCUCCUGGUUCCGACAAGGCAUGCACCGGCUGCGGCAAAGUCAACAGUCCGGAAUGGCGUCGAGGACCAUCCGGACACAAGACGCUGUGCAACGCCUGUGGUCUGCGGUAUGCACGCUCGCUGACACGUCGCAAGAAGAAGAAGGGCAAAGAUGGAGAGGUCGAGUUCAUCGAGCCGACGGGCGAUCCGACGAUUGUUCCCAAGAGCCGAGGUGGCGGAGGCGGGAGUCUUCCGGGCGUGCAUCGAAAGAACAGCAAGAAACGCAAGGAGGAAGAGGCUGCCAAAGCUGCGGCUGCUGCUGCGGUUGCUGCGUCUACGGGAACGCCGAAUGCUGUAGUAGUGCCAUCUGCAACGACGUCGUCGUCGAGUGCGAGCCCUUUAUCUGCUUCGGCGACGCAAAGCCCGGCAGUUGGCGCAACACCAGUCGCAAAGUCGGCCUCGCCUGCCAAGGCGGAAGAAGUCGAGGUCGCCAUGCCCGCGCCUGGCCCGGUUCUUGGGAAAAGCGAGUCUGACGAGGCAAGUGACAAGAAGGCCGAAGCUGCCAACGGCGCCGUGGGCAACGAAGGCUCAUCCACGCCUGCGCCCGCUGCGACCGGCUCGACGGACCCCGCUCACUCGAUCGCAGUCUCCAUCGCACUCGACGCCAUCGCACAAGCGUCCGCCUCGGCUCCACUCCUCGACGCAGACAGUCUCUCGCUUCCCGUAUCCGACGCGAUCAGUCGAGCCAUCGCAGCCACGAUCGGAAGCACCAACGGCAGCGCAGCAGUCGACGGUGGGUUGCUCACCUCUCAAUCCCUCUCCUCGUCCGGCCCGACCGACGACACGUCUGCAGCAGCUGGUGGAGAGUCUCAGACGACGACGGAUCUGGAUCCAGCGGUCAGCGCAGCAGCUCUGCAGACGAUCGAAUCGGUCGUGUCGGAAACGCUGUACAAGCAGCUGGUCCACUCGUCAUUACCCGAGACCCCGCCGGCUGAUGCGGACAAGGACAGCGCUGGCGGAGGCUUGACCGACGCACUCACUGCGGAUGCCAUUCGCGCGGCUGCUCAGGCUGCCGUAGCGCAUGGCGUGGCGGAUGAGUAA